Messenger RNA from Melospiza melodia melodia, 681 nucleotides. It is a transcript of the gene NPS, whose product is annotated as neuropeptide S. The transcript has 3 exons. The record is from RefSeq and is a predicted model, not a curated record. Gene Ontology annotation, cellular component: extracellular region. Gene Ontology annotation, biological process: positive regulation of action potential; positive regulation of synaptic transmission, glutamatergic; positive regulation of synaptic transmission, GABAergic. Bases 52 to 336 code for a protein of 94 amino acids. Lineage: Eukaryota; Metazoa; Chordata; Aves; Passeriformes; Passerellidae.
AGGGAUUUGGAUGUGGAGCUGCAUGUGCACGCACACAGCGCUGGGUAGAAAAUGAGCAGUCUAUGCAGGUUGAACUCGGUUUUCAUCCUGUGGGUCUCCGUGACAUUGGUGUGCUCGGGUUUCCCAGUUGGCCCUUCCAUGAGCACCAACCCGCUGUAUCUGAGCUGCCAGCUGAAGGGGAGAUGGGAUUCGUGCCUGGUGCUGCUGAGCAGCUGCCUGUCCAGGGUGGGCAGGGCUGAGGAGCUGCCCCUGGGGAAGCCUCUCCACAAAAGGUCCUUCCGCAACGGCGUCGGAGCGGGAAUUAAAAAAACUUCCUUCCGAAGGGCAAAGUCCUGAGCAAGUGUCCCAAGGCGCGGCCCAGGUUUUGACCUCUGGUGUCCCAGUCGUUGCUUUGAGUUCCUUUUGGUGUUUUUCUCUGGCGAAGCCACCUCUGACAGAGUCCCCAGGUGCGGCUCCCCAAGUGCCGAGCGGGGCCGACGGGAGCGCUCGGGAAGGGCUUUGCUCCCAAAGUCACACUGCCAUGAAGUCUUGUCUCGAAAUGAGUGUUUUCAUUUGCUUCGUUUCCCUCCUUUGUCAGGCUGCAUACAGGUUUUAAUCAAGCUGCUCUUUGAUUCACACAAAGAUAAUCCCGUGCUUUGAGGAGACGCGUGCGCGCGGCCUGCGGGGAGGACGGAGUAUUCC